Messenger RNA from Cuscuta europaea, 716 nucleotides. The record is from the annotation of a GenBank genome assembly. NCBI's taxonomy places the organism in Eukaryota, Viridiplantae, Streptophyta, Magnoliopsida, Solanales, Convolvulaceae.
UUAAUCAGGAGUUCUUUGGGCGGGAGAGGUUGGAGGCGAUAGUGCCGAAGGGGGCCUCCGUGUUGGAGGGCAGUUUGAACCCUUCGGCUCUGAUGAGCCAGAUGCUGCCGUCGGCCGACCGACUGGCCCUUGCCCGGCUGGACGAGGGACCCCUCGAGGCGAAGGUCCUCCUGAAUGCCGCCUCCGCUUUUAUGGGCCUCUGCGAGCACCUUCGAAGGGUGGAUCAAAUGAGGGAGGCCAAGGGUGCCGCCGAGGGGGAGGCCGCCCUUCUCAGGAAGAAGCUCGCUGAAGCCGAGGACUCUCUCCGGCUAGCCACCGACAGCGUGGAACAGAGGGUGCAGGCUGCAAGGGCCGAAGGGGUCAAUGAGGGGCUAGCCAGGGCCGGGGAGGCCGCCGCCGAGGCCGCCUGUAUUGCUACCGAUGAAGCCCGUGCGGCUCAAGAAGAGGCCGUCUCCAAGGCCCGAGAGGAUGCGGUGGCCAGCUUCAUGGCCAAAGGGUGGAAGGCCGAAGACCGGAGGGAGUGGCUCGCUUCGGUGGUGGGGGCUUCAGUAGACGAGUGGGUCGGGGGCCCCGGGAAGAUGUGGCUUGCUGAGAGGGGCGACUCGUACUACCAAGGCGGGGAGUUCUUCACCCAACGCCUCAUCUACCGGAAGCUUGCGAAGCACUUCCAGGUGGCACCGGAGGAGUUCCGUCCCGAGGCUUAUGGCCUCCCCCCC